Corapipo altera (White-ruffed manakin) is the source of this 1705-nucleotide messenger RNA. RefSeq names its product zinc finger protein CKR1-like. Gene Ontology annotation, molecular function: DNA-binding transcription factor activity, RNA polymerase II-specific; RNA polymerase II cis-regulatory region sequence-specific DNA binding. The transcript is spliced from 3 exons. The record is from RefSeq and is a predicted model, not a curated record. Gene Ontology annotation, biological process: regulation of transcription by RNA polymerase II. Lineage: Eukaryota; Metazoa; Chordata; Aves; Passeriformes; Pipridae. Bases 119 to 1255 code for a protein of 378 amino acids.
UCCCUGGGGGGGUCCGGGCGUCCCGCUUGGGAAGGGAGGACGCUUUUCCCGAAGGAAAUCCCUGUGGAAGCGGCUCCGGGAUCGGCAGGCAGACGAUUUUUGGGACUGUUCUCCCCCCAUGGAGCCCUGGGCGCCGCUGGACCCGCGGCAGAAGGAGCUGUACCGGGAGGUGAUGCACGAGAGCUACGAGACCCUCCUGUCCCUGGCAGCUCAGGGCCUGGUGAGUGCAAAGGCAGAGUCAGAGGACGGAGCAGCCGAGCCCGGCGAGGCUCCGGGGGUGGGCUCGGAGCGGGAGAAGCCCCUCGGCUCCCACCGGCGCAAAGCGAAGCGCCCGGACCGGGCCGUGCCCCCCGGAGCCCCCGCGGCGGUGCCCAAACCCGAGCCCGAGGAAAGGCCGUGCCGGGAUCGGUGCCGGGAUCGGCCCUUCGGCUGCGCCGACUGCGGGAAGAGCUUCCCGUGGGCCUCCCACCUGGAGCGGCACCGGCGCGUCCACACCGGGGAGAGACCCUUUGGCUGCCCCGAGUGCGGCGAGACCUACAGCCAGAGCUCGCACCUGCGGCAGCACCGGCGCGGCCACGCCGGCGACCGCCCGCGCCGAGGAGGCCGGGGCGGCGGCCAGAGCUUCCCCGGCACGGCCCCGCGGCCCCACCGCUGCGGCGACUGCGGCAAGGCCUUCGCCUGGGCCUCGCACCUGGAGCGGCACCGGCGCGUCCACACCGGCGAGCGGCCCUUCGGGUGCGCCGAGUGCGGCGAGCGCUUCAGCCAGGCCUCCCACCUGGCCAAGCACCGCCGCGGCCACGCCGCCGCCGCCGAGCGGCCUCACCGCUGCCCGGCCUGCGGCAAGACCUUCCGGCAGAGCGCGGAGCUGGCGCGGCACCGGGGCGCCCACCUGGGCCGGCGGGCCCUGCGCUGCGGCCACUGCGGGCGGCUGUUCCGCGCCGGGCCGGCGCUGGCGCGGCACCAGCGCCGCCACCACCGCCCGCCCGAGCGCUCGCACCGCUGCGGCCACUGCGGCAAGGCCUUCGCCUGGGCCUCACACCUCGAGCGCCACCGGCGCGUCCACACCGGCGAGAGGCCCUUCGGCUGCCCCGAGUGCGGCGAGGCCUUCAGCCAGGCCUCCCACCUCGCCAAACACCGCCGCAGCCACCUCCACAAGGCCGCGGGGCCGCCCUGCGCCAGGACCUGGCACCGGGUGGGGGACGAGCCGCAAGUCACCACGGACUCACCUGGAGCCCAUGGCGGCGAGGAGGCCUGAGGGGCCGAGACCCCCUGAAGGGCCGAGACCCUCCCUUGGAGUGAUGGAUGGGGAGGAAGGACGGUGCCCCAAGCCGAAACUCGGCUUGAGGACAAGGCCAAAGACUUGGGGAUGAGCCCCCCCGGAGUCACUUCGCGUGUGGGGGGGGCUGCGGAGCCCCUCGUUGGGACCCCUUAAAUUUAUCGGUGAUAAACACAUCGGGGACCGUUUUGGGGCAAAAUCGCCUGAAUUUGGAGAGGGGGGGGUGCUGGGGGUGGUGUAGCCCCUGUGCUCUGAGGGGACGGGGCUGAGGGGCUGCAGGACUCCCCCCCAGUGCUGCACCUUCACAGUGGGGAAAGGGGCUGAUUUGGGGGGCAAAAGGGGGAGUUUCUGUCACCAGAACAAAGAGCACCCCCGAGACGUGUUAGGACCCCCCCACGAGGAGUUCGGAGCCCCCAAAAUUCGCGUUUU